AACCGAGCUGAAACGGGAUACUGUGAGCUCCCCUAGCUCGUGGGCGCAUCCUGUCGCGGUGUGCUUCCAGAGCCAGUGCGCCAUGCGCCGAUACCGGACAGGUGUAUCCAUCUGCGGUACUACCAAGCUGCCAUUCGCACCCUCUCGCUUUGGGCGUUAAGCGACCGAUUAUCCCAUACCGAGCAGGUUCAAUCGCAUGAAGAGGAGUUCGAAGCCCGGGACGAUCCCGAAUGAUGCCACCACAGGCCCUCACUAAUUCUGCCUGGGCCUCAGAGGAUCACCAUCUCUCCCUGGACACAUCAGUACCACAUUUGGCUCCUUGACGUAUCCCUCUCAUUCUCCACACUUGUCAGCCACUGAUCCAUCUAAAUGCGCUCUUGCUUCACUCAAAGAUUACACACUGAUUUGCUGGUGGCUGCUGUUAAAGCAGGCAAGUCCAUUUUAUCCUCUGGUGGCAACAUCAAAGUCACCCAAAUGUGACAGCAGGUUGCCCGACACGCUCCCUCCUCCAAUUUUGGGGUUUUGCCUCAUCAGUUUAAAGCAAAUGGACAUCCAUCGUCUAUCACUGAAAAGGAGACUCGAUAGCUCUGAGGUCAAAGAGACCUUGAUGACGCUAAAGAAGGCUUUUGCUCAAUUUGUUGACCUCUGACCUGGAAAAGGACUAUAGACUGGAGAUCUCUAUCCUGAAAAUUAAAACUAAAGAAAAAGCUUGCUCAUCUUCCCAACUUUAGCUAAGCUGCCUACAUUCCGGAUGCUGCCAUGCCCAUCAUCAGCAAUGCUAACCACGACUUCAGCAAUCUGUCCGUCAGUGACGACAGCAGUCUCGACCGCAUAUUCACCGAGAUUCCCGAGACUGAGACCAUCAAGGGCGUUUAUUACCAAAGGGCUCAGUUCAUCCGGCAGCCGGAGGACCUCGUCUCCGUCGACCACCGCUUGCUGGCAGUGAUCAACGUUGGGGGGAACCGCUACACCUUCCCUUGGAGCACGCUGGAGCAGUUUCCUCUCACACGGCUUGGCCGCUUGUGCGGCUGCAGGUCACCUGAGGACAUUGCCAGCGUCUGUGACGACUACGAUGAAGCACGCAAGGAAUUCUUCUUUGAUCGCUCGCCAUCCGCCUUCAGGGUUAUUCUCAACUUCCUGGCCGCAGGUAAACUUCGCCUGUUGCGGGAGAUGUGCAUCCUCUCCCUCCAUGACGAACUCACCUACUGGGGCGUGGAGAUGGCGUACAUGGAGCGCUGUUGCAAGAGGAAGAUGUACACACGAAUCGAGGAGGUGCACGAGCAAGAACGACAGGAGGAGGAGCGCAGGCAGAGGAACGCCAUGCCGCGUGUUAUCGUGGAGGAGACGACGUACCGAAAAAUCAUGAACUGGCUCCGAGAUAUGGUGGAGAAUCCGCAGUCUGGCUUACCGGGGAAGAUCUUUGCUUGCCUGUCAGUCAUCAUGGUCGCAGUGACUGUGGUGAGCUUGUGUAUCAGCACCAUGCCUGACCUCAGAGAGGAGGAGGAAAGGGGCGAGUGCUCGUCCAAGUGCCAGAACAUGUUCAUCAUCGAAACGGUGUGCGUGGCCUGGUUCUCUCUGGAGUUCAUCCUACGCUUCAUUCAGGCUCGCAGCAAGUUAGAAUUCCUGCGCGGGCCACUCAACAUCAUCGACGCCAUGGCCAUCUUGCCUUACUAUGUGUCCCUGGUGGUAAAAGAAGACCCCAACCUGGAGAGCGAUCGUCCAGGGGGAGGUAAAGGCUACUUGGACAAGCUGGGUCUGGUGCUGAGGAUCUUGCGGGCGUUGAGAAUUCUUUACGUGAUGCGGCUGGCUCGCCACUCCCUCGGCCUGCAGACGCUCGGAUUGACAGUGAGACGCAGCACUCGUGAGUUUGGCCUGCUCCUGCUUUUCCUCUGCGUGGCAGUCACCCUUUUCUCACCGUUGGUCCACCUGGCUGAAAGUGAACUUACGGGCCCUCACGACUUUAGCAGCAUCCCCGCCUCCUACUGGUGGGCUAUCAUCUCCAUGACAACAGUGGGCUAUGGUGACAUGGUGCCUCGAUCCAUCCCUGGGCAGGUUGUAGCGCUGAGCAGCAUCCUGAGCGGGAUCCUGAUCAUGGCCUUCCCUGCGACCUCCAUCUUCCACAUGUUCUCCCGCUCCUACCAAGAACUCAAGAUGGAGCACGACCGUUUGUUCAAAGAGGAGUGCGCCGCCGCCGCAGCUGCCGCCGCCGCAGCUGGUGCCACCGCAGCUGGUGCCACUGGCGAGUUGCAGGAGGUAGGGAUGGCCGGAGAAGAAGGUGGGAACGUGAAACUAGAGGGCUCGGCCGCUAUUGGACUUGCCUACCAUCUGGACAAGGAUAGUGUGCACUCACUAGAAUAUCUGGCUCUUUUAGGAAAAGGGGACGAUGCUGCAGCAAAUAAUCACAGCCUCCCAGCAUCAGCUUUCUGAAUGAACAUCUCCUUGCUGUCAAUUCAAACAUUCCAAUCCCCAUGUUACAUGAAGAAAAUAAACUCAUCUCUUUCCACGUGUAUUUUAAAUGCAUUCAAAAUAAGGAGAUUACAUCUGCUGCAUUUAUUUGGCUCUUCAGUGUGACGCACUGGCACAGACCUUUCGAAAGACUCUUUAAAACCCUUUAAACCCUUUGGUACAGGUUGACCUCUUGAAAGCCUUCGCUGCAAUAUUCGUGACUCUUUACUUCCAUGAACAUGCAAUAUCAAUCCAAAGUUGCUUUUUUUUUUUCUUCCACUGUGAAAAAUACUGUGCAACUUCAAAUGUAAUACUCACUAGCCUCAAUGUCAAUGUAUCAAAUGACUCAUAUUCUCGCGCUUCAUUGGACAUACGUGCACAUCUAAUUCGCCCGGAAGCAGUUUCACUGCAAUGCAAACAAAUAUAAACAUUAUUCCACAAAUUAAUCUAAGCUAUGUAAACGCACAAUUUUUGGCAUACAAAGGGAUAUCCAAAGCCAAGCUAGAAUGUGGUGAAACAAUUGUAUGGAAAAAUGCGCUUUAAAAAAACUCAAGCAAAAUGUUACGUUGUUCGAGACAUGAAAAAUAAUGUAAUGGAUCCUUUUAGUUCCUUUCUGAGAUGCCUAUUGCCAUGUAAUCUGAUUUGGUUAAUGCAUGUAUGUCUAACCAUUUCUUGUCGGUUUUCAAAAAUAUUUUGGGGACUUUUUUUAAUUCUGAGCAUAGAAGUGAAAACCUAUACAAUACAAAUGACGAGAGAUAGAUUUAAAAAAAAAAAUCAAACAUGAUACUUUUAUAAACUGCUAGAGAGAAAGGGACAAACGAAGGCAUGAUUUUUGUGAGUGACUAGUAGAGAAUGAGCGCUAACAACCAUGAAAUGUACUUUGCAAGGCUCCAAAUAAAAGCUCUUUCAAUAAU
This is a messenger RNA of Syngnathus typhle (broad-nosed pipefish), 3359 nucleotides long. It is a transcript of the gene kcng4a, whose product is annotated as potassium voltage-gated channel, subfamily G, member 4a. The transcript is spliced from 4 exons. Gene Ontology annotation, molecular function: protein binding; delayed rectifier potassium channel activity. Bases 760 to 2427 code for a protein of 555 amino acids. Gene Ontology annotation, cellular component: voltage-gated potassium channel complex; membrane. The record is from RefSeq and is a predicted model, not a curated record. Gene Ontology annotation, biological process: protein homooligomerization; potassium ion transmembrane transport. Lineage: Eukaryota; Metazoa; Chordata; Actinopteri; Syngnathiformes; Syngnathidae.